UCGAGUCUUUUGUGCUGCUUGAUGCGCCCGAAUUCAUUAAGAAUAUUUGAUUAGAAAGGUCAUAACGUUAGGUUAAAGAUGAUGCAAGAACGGAAAUCUAGAAAGCGACAACAUGAUGGAGACUGCUUAUUAUCUGAGCUUAAUGCUUUCCAAAUUCAUAAUACAGCUAUGCAUCAUUAUAAUGAAACUGCCACAGUUCUUAUUAAAGAGAAAAUUGACAAAGAAUAUCCAGGGUGGGAUGAUGAAAGCCGUCAUGAAAUGAAGAUGGUCCCUCUAGUUUUUCAAUCCAAAAAGUGCAACGCAGAUGGUGACAAGGCAGAGGAAAUAUUAUACUCCUUCAUUCAACGCAUAAAUGAUCCAGAUUCAGACAUACGGCGUUAUUUUCAAACUAAAACUAUAAGCGUACGAGGCUUUGGAUUUCAUGGUUUGAAGUUUGAUGAUGAAGAAGUUGAUCUUCUGUUGGUUUUUGCCGGAGGCGUAGUAAUAUUUGAGUGCAAACUAAUACUGGGAAAAAAAAGUCCCCAAGCUGUCUACCAACAUGCCUUAGGACAGUUGAGUCGACAAAAAAAGGCAAUAAGUUGUUAUCUUGAUGUAUCUAUCAACAUUAUUAAAGUCGUGCUUGCCGAUGCAAUCAUGCUGUGAUAUUACGGAAGAAGGUGCAUUGGUUUUUUUUAAAGAAGACUUUCUUCAUAAUAAAUUCAAUAAAUGGCUUUACAAUUUUCCUUCAAUGGAUUUUGAUUUGUAUAAAAAGAUUGUGAUGAAGUUCCUUUGCAAGUAUCAUUGUGUGUCACUGCGUUCUGGUCGUAUUAGGUUCAAUAACUUAAAGCAAUUUAAAACGCAAGGAAUAUACGAUACUUCGGACCGUUUAGAUCGAACAUCUCGGAAUUAUUUCAAGACAGAUGAACAAGCUUUAAUUUUACGUUGUAUUGAUCAUCCUGGGAGAUAUUGGGUUAAAGGAGCUGCAGGAACAGGCAAAACUUUUGUUCUGAAGAUGAUUGCAAAGGAGUGGUUAGAGAAACAUAAGUCAGAUGAAAUGACAAUGCUCAUAAUAACCUAUAAUGUUGCAAUUAAUAAUGAAAUCGACUCAUGGAUUACAAAAAACGUCGAAUACGACAAAACGAAAGUACGAGUACAAACUUUCCGGAGACUGCUUUGUCAUAUGCUUCAUGCUUUUUCUGAAGAAGUUCGUUUGCAGAACGAAAACAAAGAAGACAGAAAUAUUGUGGAGUUCAUUUUAAGAAACGGGGGAGUGGAGAAGUAUUUUCGUUCUAAGUUUACAAAGACACAACACAAAUAUACUUUACUGUUAAUCGAUGAAGCUCAGGAUCUUUCUGGUGAAUGGAUCAAGUUACUUCAAGGUUUGUUGAACAAAAAUAAAGGAGCGAUGUAUGUCUUUGAAGAUCCGUUUCAAAAUGUCCGUGGCACCGAAAGUCCGCAAAAUGAGCAUUUUGUUCCUUAUUUCUUACAUAAAGUUCUCCGUAAUACUCAUAACACUUUUAAAGCGUAUAAAGGAUGUUAUGAACAACUGGCCAUUGCCACUGAAACCAAACAUUUAUCUCCACCCACCGUUGAUCACACAGUCUUCGGCCUAGAGCCGUGGUACAAAAGUGAGAAUACCAAGGAAAAACUUCAAGCCAGUCUGUUGUCCACUGUCGAAGAAUUACUGGGGAAAGGCAUUGGUUAUGAUAACAUUGCUAUUAUAUCAUCAGGGGGAAAAGAUGAUAUGGUUGAUCUGGUCGAAUUUCUCACAAGCAAGAUUCCAAUUUGUGAUGCAAAAGUGAGCAACGAAAAAAAGAAGGAAAAAAUCAAAUCGGUCAUCGUUGACUCUUACCAAAAGUUCAAAGGCCUUGAAGCUAAGGUUUUGAUUUUUUACAUUCCAAUUGGUUGGACCCCUCCGUAUGAGGCCAUUUAUGUGAGUUUGUCGAGAGCAUUUUGUCUUCCAAUUGUUUUAGGGGGGAGAAAGGAAAUUGACCGUAUCAAAGACUUAGGUCGGAACGAUCUUCAAUAACUGGAGGUCACCUUUUUUCGAUUUUUUAAAAAUCUUUUAAUGAAAAAAAGCUACGAUUCAAACUAAGCAAUGAGCGAAAUCAAAAGUGAAUUCAAAAACAGAAAAGUUUCAAGUACUAGGAAAAAACUCCUUUUUUUAAAUACGCAUAAAAUUCACUGUCCAGUGGACAUCGCUUAUGAUGCUUCGUGCAACAUGCUUCAGACAGUAUGCCGAUUGAGAAUUUUCUUAAAAUUUAGGCUUGAAAAAUUUGACUGAAAAAUUAGUAAAAGUUGUUUUAGUAUUUUUUUUGUUAUCCUGGUAUACUGGUUGCGUGUAUUUCAUGGAAUUGUAACAAAACCGACCAAAAAACGAUAAUCAUCAAUGUAUCAAACAUCGUUUUUACGUCUAAAGUUGUAGCUUUAUGUCAGCAUUACCUCAGUUUCAAAUGAUGAACAUCCAAUAUGGAAGAAUUUCUAAUAAACGAUUCGGCCUAAAUCUAAAUUUAUCAAAAUUCGUUGAGCUUUUUAAGUCAAUUAAAUUUAUAGAAUGAGAGGAAUUUGUUUCAUAAAUUGCUUACUGCACGCACAGAGGGACUGAUAUGUUUUAGCAACGAACUAGAUUUAAUGAUGAAAUUUUACAAAUAGAGGUUUUUAAAACAUUACAUAAAAAUUAUAUCAUAUUUUGUUUUGUGUAAUUUUGCCAGAAAUAACGGUUUGAUGGCGAUAAAUGCACAUUAUCUUCACUCAGCCUUUGAACACAAACAUUCAUGGGUAGACUUUUUUAUUUUUGUACACUGACCAUGUUAGGUCGAUUUUGUAUGUAUAUAAACUUUGAUGGAAGGUUUGAAAUAAAAUUUAAUAGAGGUUGCAA
Messenger RNA from Xenia sp. Carnegie-2017, 2857 nucleotides. RefSeq lists its product as uncharacterized. The record is from RefSeq and is a predicted model, not a curated record. NCBI's taxonomy places the organism in Eukaryota, Metazoa, Cnidaria, Anthozoa, Malacalcyonacea, Xeniidae. The coding region runs from base 590 to 2008 and encodes 472 amino acids. The transcript has 7 exons.